UCUGUUUCUCUUAAUUCUAGAUAAUCGAUAGUAUUUGAGCUUUUAGGACAAGGGAAACAUGGGAUAUACUUUUCCAUCCUUUUUUUUUUCUUUUGCAACUUGCUGUGAGAAUAAAAGGGUUCUUAUUUGUUUUCUGUUGAGUGUUUUUUAUUACCAUUGAACAUGAUUAGUUAUUUAUUUUUUUCUUAAUUUGUGGGGUUCUUUUUUUUUAUUUUUUAAAUUUGAAUCUGACAUUUAAAAGUCUGGCUUUAUUUAUUAUCACAAGUUUGAAGCUUAAUGAUGCUAAUGAUUCAUUAUUUUAGAGUUUUUUUAUUUUUUUUUAUUUUUUAUCUUAGCAAAAACAUACUUUCAGUACUAGCAAUCUGUUUUAUUCCUUUAGUUUUAUUUAAAUUUUCAUUUUUGGUAUUCCUAGCUCAUUUAUUGAACUAUUUAAGGAGACUUUAUAUCUCCUUUCACUUGGUUAGCUCUAUGGAUAUGAAUGUGCCUUUUCGAUUGUGGCAUGGCAAAUUCUAUGAUAUAUUUGUUUCUCUGUUCUAUUUUUGACCUUCAUGCUGUUCUUUUAAUGCCUUGUACAGUUGUACAGCUUCAGAAUUUAGUUGCACGUAAUAAAUCCAUCCCUUUGCUUUCCUGCUUUUCAUUACCUUCUUGAACUACCUUUAGCAAUCAUUAGGACUUACUGACAAUUGAUCCUUGUUAAUUAGCUGACAAUUUGUGAGUCUCGAAUGAGACUAGUUGUUACUUUAGGCACUAUAAACUCGUUUAAUCAAUUAACAUUUGAAGCAGGGGUGGUGUAAGGCUUUAUUUUGAUGUCGUUGAAAUUAGUGGAAGAAUUUUUGGUAAAAUGUGAGAAACAACAUAGGAAAAAAAGAAGAAAGAAAACUAGAAGGAAAGCAGGGGAAAAACAGAGCAUGCGUGUGAGCAGGGGGAAAGCAGAGUAUGACCACACUGUUCCAAUAUAACAGCAACGUUUUCUUUUGUUUUAUUUCAGUUCAAGCAGUCCUAUUUUACUUAGGACUUCAAGGAUUGGCCCCAGCAGCUGCGGAAAUUAAUGGGGAUUGUCUCCAACAUUAUUUAGGACUUGAUUUUAUCUAAAUCUACUUUUCUCCUACUUACCUAUAUAAUCUAGGUUUCCUGCUGUAUUUGGGUUUAUUAAAUUCUCCUAAUUUGUAGAGUUCUUUUCCUUUUAUGUUUAGGGGUUUAAAAACCUCUAUAAAUAUCCCAUGUUUUUAUUUAUUUCAGAUCAGAUUAUUACUAAUAAAAUUACAGCAGCAUAUAUUCUCUAAAAUUCUCCCUCUUGCGUGUGGAAUGUCUGUUCCUUAGCUACCCUCGUCAUAUUUUGGUUUUUGUUUUCUCCACUGGUUGCUGUUGUUGUAAUGUACGUGAUAUGAUUCAUUACAACACUGAAAUAUCUUCUUUGAGCUCUAGAAAGUAUCUACUGUUAAUUCUCUCUCUCCAUUUUCUUUGGUGGUCUUUUGGUAUUUGUCUGUGAAUGGUAGAAUUUGUAAUACAAUUGAAUGUGGAAGGCUGUGGAAGACUGCCACUGUUAAGCUAUGCCUUCUGAAAGUUUCUGUUAGGCAGAGUAUAAAUCCUAUAAAAUGGUGAUCAGGAUCUAUGUGCGUUAUGGGUAUGAGCUCUGGGUGGUGACCCAACAAUAUAUGCAAAAAUUGAGUGCAUUCAAAAGUAAGAAUGUUAAGAUGAAUACAUAGAGACCAGAAAAUGUUGUGGGGCAGCAAUUUGUGUAUUCAUAGAGGAUAAGUUGAUGAAGGAAUGUUUGAGAUGGUUUGGCUGUGUUCUACAAAGACUUAUUCAUGCAUUAGUGUGGAAGAGUGAUUGGAUUGAAGUAAUAGAAGCAAAGAAGAGGAGAGUUGUAUAAUAAACUAUACGAGUUAAAAUGGUUUACUUCAGUAGCACUGCAAAUCAAAGCAUUCGGCCCUAAAUAAAAUAAACUAAUGAUCCAUAUAUCCAGCUCCAGCUAAGAUUAAGACAAAUGAGUUCAGUUGAAUUUUGAAUGAAUGGACAGACUUGAUUAAUAAUGAAUGAAGCUCAGAAAUGUCUAGAAUAUCUUAAGUUUGACCAAAAUCAUCAAUGAUUAAUUUGCUCCUAAAAUGGGUCAUAUACUAUAACUUUUAGGUUUAUGUUAUCUCAGGCUCAGAUUUUCCUCAGUAAUUUUGUAUCAUAUUUGGUUUUGCUAUGCUAAUUUUUAAUGUGUUACUUGUUUUUUUCUUUGUAUGAUAUUUAAUUUAAUAUAGUUGAAAGCCAUUUAUUAUUCUUUUCUCCAAACUUGCAGGACUCAAUUUGAUGAGGGGAAUGAUACACAAGACUUUAGAACAUGUGAAACUGAUAUGGUCAAGAAAAUAGUAGAAAACAACUGCCAUUUGAAAAUAUCGAGGAUUUCAAGGAUACUUAUUCACCAAGAGUGAAAUAUAAGAUUCCUUGUUAGUGGAAUCAAAUUGCCUCUUUCAAAGUUUUUAUAAUUUUGAACACACACGCGGAAACCAAUAAUCCUUCAAUAAUGAGCUUUGAGCACAAAAAUCAACCAAGUUUCAGAAAUAGGGGAAAACAUGAUGUGCAGGAUAUUAGUGAUUCAGUUCAUAAGCAGGUUGAGGAAGGUAGCCAUUCUCAUAGUAAUGAGAUGAAUGAGCUGUCAUCUCUUCGUUUAUUGGAUAAAGGAGACAAAGAGGCUAUUGUUUUGUCAGAUGGAGGUGAAACUAAUAAACAUAUUUCACUUGUUAGCAGUGACAAAGAAAAUGCUCUUUCAGAAAGUUUGGCUUCUUUAUCAAUAAGACCACCAGCUAGACGUUUGAAGAAAAAACUUCUUGUUCUUGAUUUGAAUGGGUUGCUUGUGGAUAUAGUCUCUUCUUCUCCAAAGAAUUUUAAACCAGACAUAAGAAUUAGAGGGCGAGCAAUUUUUACGAGACCCUUUUGUCUUGAUUUUCUAAACUUCUGCUUUGAGAGAUUUGAAGUGGGCAUUUGGUCUUCAAGAAUUAAGAAGAAUAUGGAUGACGUUAUUAACUAUGUGAUGGGAGAUAUGAAGCACAAGUUAAUGUUUUGUUGGGAUCUAUCUCGCUGUACUAUGACACAAUUCAACACUCUUGAAAACAAGCAUAAACCCUUGGUUUUUAAGGAACUAAGGAGAAUAUGGGAAAAACAUGAUCCUGAACUUCCUUGGGAGAAGAGAUUUUAUAAUGAAUCAGAUACGUUGCUAUUAGAUGAUUCACCUUACAAAGCAUUGCUUAAUCCUGCGCACACUGCAAUAUUCCCUUAUUCAUACCAUUGUCAGGACAGCAAGGAUAAUGCUUUAGGUGAUGGAGGUGAUCUUAGAGUGUAUUUGGAGGGACUGGCUGAAGCUGAUGAUGUACAGAAGUUUGUAGAGCAACACCCAUUUGGUCAAAAACCGAUCACUGAAAGAAGUGCAUCUUGGGGUUUCUACCUCCAGGUUAUGAGCACAUUGUCUCCGUUCCCAUCCUUGAGAUAAUUUCUAUUUCCCUGUUAAUUUUGGAUAUGACUUUGCUAGUUAAAUUGGACGCAAGAUUUUUAAAAGAAAGAGGGAGGGCGGGAGCUGCUCUUCUUCAAAAUUUCAAAUUGCUGAUAUACAUCAUAUUUGUAGGCUUCUGGCAAUUCAUAAGUCUAAAGAAUAGAGUCUGUAGGUUACUCAAUAGACAAAACUUGAUGUUAAACUGGAUAUUGGAAUUGAAAAUCGGAUUGACAUUGUGGAUAAUUCACCCCUCUUAUGUUCUUAUUAUUGGAUAAUUACCACUGAUACUUUUUCUCUA
Messenger RNA from Hevea brasiliensis (rubber tree), 3773 nucleotides. RefSeq lists its product as uncharacterized. The transcript has 6 exons. Lineage: Eukaryota; Viridiplantae; Streptophyta; Magnoliopsida; Malpighiales; Euphorbiaceae. The coding region runs from base 2513 to 3475 and encodes 320 amino acids. The record is from RefSeq and is a predicted model, not a curated record. Gene Ontology annotation, molecular function: phosphoprotein phosphatase activity.